AUGGACCUGGCAAUAUCAAGGCUGGUGAGCAUCCUCUUUGCAAGGAAAGAGAUGAGAAUACUAAUGGCGGGUCUCGACGCUGCCGGAAAAACCACCAUCCUUUACAAGCUCAAACUUGGAGAGGUUGUCAGUACCAUACCCGCAAUUGGGUUUAAUGUGGAAACUGUUGAAUACAAAAAUGUAAGUUUCACUGUUUGGGAUGUAGGAGGACAAGACAAGAUUCGACCGCUAUGGAGACACUAUUUUCAGAAGACUCAGGGUCUCAUCUUUGUACUGGAUAGCAACGACAGGGACAGAGUUUCGGAAGCAAGAGAUGAGCUCCAUCGAAUGCUCAGUGAGGAUGAACUCCGUGAUGCGACACUGCUUGUAUUUGCCAACAAGCAAGAUCUUCCGAAUGCCAUGAAUGUUUCUGAGAUCACCGAUAAGCUUGGCCUGCAUUCACCACGCCAAGGCCGAUGGUACAUUCAAGCUGUUUGUGUCACCUCCGGCCAAAGACUAAUAUGA
Messenger RNA from Pyrus x bretschneideri (Chinese white pear), 504 nucleotides. Its product is annotated as ADP-ribosylation factor-like. Gene Ontology annotation, biological process: vesicle-mediated transport; intracellular protein transport. The transcript is spliced from 5 exons. Lineage: Eukaryota; Viridiplantae; Streptophyta; Magnoliopsida; Rosales; Rosaceae. The record is from RefSeq and is a predicted model, not a curated record. The coding region runs from base 1 to 504 and encodes 167 amino acids. Gene Ontology annotation, cellular component: cytoplasm. Gene Ontology annotation, molecular function: GTP binding; GTPase activity.